Messenger RNA from Coccidioides immitis RS, 1334 nucleotides. RefSeq names its product COP9 signalosome complex subunit 8. Lineage: Eukaryota; Fungi; Ascomycota; Eurotiomycetes; Onygenales; Onygenaceae. Gene Ontology annotation, biological process: COP9 signalosome assembly; protein deneddylation. The transcript has 3 exons. The coding region runs from base 110 to 790 and encodes 226 amino acids. The record is from RefSeq and is a predicted model, not a curated record. Gene Ontology annotation, cellular component: COP9 signalosome.
UGCAAAUACUCUUUGCUUUGCGGACAACAGUCGAGCUGCAGGGAACCUGAAAAGAGCCUCCAGAGCCUUUAGAUAUUGAACAGUGGGGACAAUACCCGCCCGCCAAAAAAUGUCAACCGCUCCCCAAACGUUAGAGGAGCUUAGCCAUGUCUUGACCUCAGCCCCCUCUGCUGCCGCUCUUCUCCAGGCUCUCAUGGACGCUGAGGGAGAAAUUAGCUUACGGUUUGGUGAGACGCAUGUGCCUAGUGACACAGAGUUCCUGCGGACGUACUAUUCGGCUUAUUUCUACGCGCUCCUCUUGCGGGACGAAAUCAAUGAAGCGCGUAUGUUGAUGCAGAGGAUACCGCAGAGUCUAAUAAGCGCAGAUGUCGUUUUGCAGAAUACAUUGACUUUGCUGCGAGCAGUCUGGAACAAAAAGCAUGCUACGGUCUACCAAGUACUGAGAGAGUCAGCCUGGCCAGAUAUGCUUCAGCCUCUGGCCGAAACUUAUGUCGCUUACUUCCGUGACAAGACGCUGGGCGAGCUCAGCAUCACUUACGGAGCCAUCCGACCUGAGACCGCGGCUUUAUACCUCGGCUUCAAUCUUAGCUCAGCGGAAAAUGACGCAAUGGGAGAUAUUCCAGAUUCGGCCACUUCAGAAUUGAUUGCAGCCUUAGUGGAAAAAGGGUGGGAGUAUGAUUCGGAUACAAAGCUAUUGAAGCCGGUGCCCCGUCCCGUCUCUGGCGGCACUGAGUUAGACCAAGUCAAAAUUGGGAAACUGGCGGCGCUUUUGGGGAAUUAUGGCGGCUGAGCCAUGGAUUUGUGUGGAUAUUCAUUCAAUGAAAGAAGGGGGCCAUGAAUCGUACGAGGCACGUGCCUCCGAUCCUUUGCCAACAACGGCAUCUUACAUUAUCGGGCAAUAUGCGAGAGGGAAAGCCGAUUGCCGCGAAACCAAUUGCCGUGUUGUAGACCACUGGUUUGCCGGCAAUUGGGCUCUUGUUCUAGAGGGAAGAGACAAUCGCUUCACUGACACCAGAUCAACAACAAUGCGACCUGUAAGUCAGGCGCACGGUAUUAAGAGAUACCCAAUGAUAUGUACAACAGAAAAAUGAAAUCUAUUGAUCUGGUACCCCUUUUUGUCGGUCCAAGGAGGAGAUCUUUAAAUGAUACAAAUAGUACAAAAUGGAUAUUCUCUCCGCCUGCAAAUUGACGUCAGGCCGAUCAGAAUUGCUGUGAUAUCCGCCCCGGAUUCAUCCGCUGGUUCCUUUGCGCGUUUCAUCUCAAACCUCAUCGACAUUCAAGUUCGCACCUCUGCUCUAUUUUUCACCAGCUUUCAUCUUCAAGAAGGCUUCUAG